AUCGGUGCCUUCUGUGGGCGGGCCUAACGGCACGGUAGCAGCCAAUGGGCGGUGGGCACGGUGCGCCUGCGUAGUGCGCGCUCGAGCGGCGGAGAGGAGCGGAGCCUCUGCGCUGAGGCGGAGCGCGACAUGGAGCCGGGAUACAGCGGUUAUGGCUCCUGGAGUACCGGAGCCACCAGCACGCAAGGUACCUACGCAGCGGGCGCGACGAGCUGGCAAGGCAUGGCGGCAAAGGAGAACUACGAGGGCUCCUCGUGGCAGAGCUGGCAGUCCCACUACGAGAGCCCCAGGGCGGACAUGGGGAAGGCUGCGCAAGGCUACGAAGGUUACGACUACUACAGCGCCCCGAGCACGGCCUCCGGCACCGCCGCCACCUACAGCUACGGCCCCGCCGCCACCCCCAGCUCCUGGGACACCCCCAAAGCCCCCGAGCUGCCCCUCAGCGAUGUCGGCAUCGCCUCCUACAGCAGCGAGCCCGCUCCCAGCGACAACUCCGACUCCAUCAUCGCCAAGAUCAACCAGCGCCUCGACAUGCUGUCCAAGGAGGGCAGCGGCGGGGCCGGGGAGGGCGUGGAGGAGCAGGAGAGGUGCGUGUGCUGUUCCACUUGGGUUGCUAAUGGUGAAAAGAAGCAGAUUUUGGGCCGGUGGGGUUUUAAUUUUAGCUGGAGUCGGUCCCCCAAAAGGAGAGGAUUCCGAAACCGCUCCGGGCUCCGAGCCGACGGCGAGGGAGGGCGCAAGCGGAAGCAGUCGCAGAGCGGGGACGAGCCCGACAGCAAACAGGCCAAGAGCGACAGCGACGGCGACGACACCGACAACGCAGAUGAGGGCGAAGGAGAGGAGAAGUCAGGAGACGAGGCCGACAAAGCAUCCGGAGAUGGCUACGAGGAUGAUGACGAGGAGAUGAAGAAGAAGAGGGAGAAGCAGAGGAGGAGGGACAGGAUGCGUGACCGCGCCAUGGACCGGAUCCAGUUCGCCUGCUCCGUCUGCAAGUUCCGCAGCUUCGAGGAGGAGGAGAUCCAGAAACACCUCCAGAGCAAGUUCCACAAAGAGACCUUGCGCUACAUCGGGACCAAGCUCCCCGACAAAACGGUCGAGUUCCUGCAGGAGUACAUCAUCAACAGGAACAGGAAAAUCGAGAAGCGUCGCCAGGAGCUGACGGAGAAGGAGGGCGCGAAGCAGAAGCCGGAUCCCUUCAAGGGCAUUGGCCAGGAACACUUCUUCAAGAAGAUCGAGGCCGCUCACUGCAUGGCCUGUGACAUGCUGAUCCCUGCCCAGAACCACCUCCUGCAGCGGCACCUGCGCUCCGCAGAGCACAACCGGAACCGCAGGAUGGCCGCCGAGCAGUUCAAGAAGACCAGCCUGCACGUCGCCAAGAGCGUCCUGAACAACAAACACAUCGUGAAGAUGCUGGAGAAAUACCUCAAGGGGGAAGACCCGUUCACGGACGAGAUGGCGGAGGAAGGAGAAGGGCUGGAAGGAGCGGGCGCAAGCGGCGGCACGGAGCCGGGGGACGGCGGGGAUCCGCGGCCGGACCCCCAGGAGCCGGGGGGUGACACCAAGGAGCCGGGGGACGAGCAGGCCGGCGGUGACGGCACCGAGGCCGCGGCCGACGACGCCGAGGAACCGGGUGACACCGGGGACCCGGGUGACGCCAAAGAUCCGGGUGACGGCGCCGAGGCGCCGGGUGACGCCGAGGACGCGGGUGACGGCACGGACAGCGCUGCGCCCGCAGCUGAAGAGCAGCACCAGGAGUUCCUGCGCCGGCCCCCCAGGCCCCCGCUGCUGCCUCCGUUCCUACAGGACGAGGACCCCCCCCAGGACGAGGAACCCCCCCAAGAUGAGAACCCCCCCCAGGAUGAGAACCCCCCCCAGGAUGAGGAGGAACCCCCACAAAGUGGAGCUGGGGGGGGGGAGGGAGAAGAGGAGGAGGAGGAGGAGGAGGAGGAGGAAGCUCCGGCAGCAGCUGAGCAGCUCUGAGUACCCCCACCCUGUGAGUGUGUUCCCCCCCCCC
This is a messenger RNA of Numida meleagris (helmeted guineafowl), 2011 nucleotides long. It is a transcript of the gene AKAP8, whose product is annotated as A-kinase anchoring protein 8. Gene Ontology annotation, cellular component: nucleus; nuclear matrix. NCBI's taxonomy places the organism in Eukaryota, Metazoa, Chordata, Aves, Galliformes, Numididae. The transcript has 13 exons. The coding region runs from base 130 to 1977 and encodes 615 amino acids. The record is from RefSeq and is a predicted model, not a curated record. Gene Ontology annotation, molecular function: protein kinase A regulatory subunit binding; DNA binding.